Molecule: messenger RNA, 1857 nt
Organism: Tripterygium wilfordii
Lineage: Eukaryota; Viridiplantae; Streptophyta; Magnoliopsida; Celastrales; Celastraceae
Product: magnesium transporter MRS2-3
Exons: 6
Coding region: 49-1530 (493 amino acids)
Biological process (GO): magnesium ion transport; transmembrane transport
Cellular component (GO): membrane
Molecular function (GO): magnesium ion transmembrane transporter activity
Source: RefSeq, a predicted model, not a curated record
CCCAGAAUGAUGCGCGUACACAGGCAUUACUAGACAAGCCUCCCCAUUAUGAGCUCUCCUUCUCCUCUCUUACCCAAAUCGGGUUUACCGGAAGAUGAUCCGGAUUCGACCCGGCCCAUAACCGCCACGACCAUGGCCAUCUCCACCGCUCCAGCCCUCCGUAAGAAAGGUGGGGGAUUGCGGACAUGGCUACGCCUCGAUAGCACAGGGAACCACAAUGACUACACGGCGGGGAAGCACGAGAUCAUGCGCCUCACGGGGCUACCCGCCCGUGACCUUCGGAUUCUGGACCCUCUCCUCUCCUACCCGUCCACCGUGCUGGGUCGAGAACGGGCGAUCGUUAUCAAUCUUGAGCACAUCAAGGCGAUCAUCACUGCCCAGGAGGUGCUGUUGCUCAAUUCAAAGGACCCAUCUGUUAUUCCGUUUGUGGAGGAGCUCAAGAAGAGGCUCUCUUAUCACUACCACGCCACUAAAGCGCAGGAAGGUGAUGUUAAUGACUCAAACGGGAAGAACAUUUCGGAUUUAGAAGAACGGUCAAGGGAUGCUAUUCCAAACUUUUCUGGUGAAUUGUCUAAGUUCCAGGCUCGAGAUAGAGGUGCAGCAGAUGACAAACAAGGUCUUGAAAACUGUGAUGGAACAAAGGUUCUUCCUGUCGAGUUUGUUGCUCUGGAAGCUUGCCUUGAGGCUGCCUGUAGUUCCUUGGACAAUGAAGCGAGGACACUAGAACAGGAGGCUCACCCAGCUUUAGAUAAACUGACUUCAAAGAUCAGUACUCUUAAUUUGGAACGUGUUCGUCAAAUUAAGAGCCGUUUGGUUGCAAUAACUGGGCGUGUUCAGAAGGUAAGGGAUGAACUAGAGCACCUGCUUGAUGAUGAUGAAGAUAUGGCCGAGAUGUAUCUGACUGACAAGUUGGCUCUACACCUUGAAGAUUCUGUAGCUUCCUCCUCUAUGAGUGACAGGGACGAUAUAAAUUAUGAUGUCAUUCAAUCAGACAUGGAUGAUAUGAAUGCUGCUGAAAUAUCGUUGGAAGCUCAAGGUGCUUCUGCAAGGUAUAUAGACACUGACAAUGCCCAGGAUCAUUUGUUCACUGCACCUAUCGCACUUAGGAGAGAAAGCCAUGGGACUCGUACUAGUACAACUCGUAGUGGUAUUGGCAAGAACCUUGAUGUAGAGGAGCUAGAAAUGCUCUUGGAAGCAUACUUUGUGCAGAUUGAGGGCACACUUAACAAACUAUCCACGCUGAGGGAGUAUGUAGAUGACACAGAAGAUUACAUCAACAUAAUGCUGGAUGAUAAACAGAAUCAUCUUCUGCAAAUGGGGGUCAUGUUAACGACGGCAACACUAGUUGUGAGCGCCUUUGUUGUUGUGGCUGGAAUUUUUGGCAUGAAUAUCCACAUUGCGUUGUUUGAGGGUACUGGUGAGGCAGGGAUGCCACACUUCAUCUGGACUGUCGCCGGUGGUGCUACUGGAACCAUAUUCUUAUAUAUUGUUGCUAUUGCCUGGUGUAAGUAUAAGCGAUUAUUAGAGUGAUCAAAUUUGAAGAGAGAGCAUUGCCAAAGAAUUCCUUUUGAACAUUGUUGGCUUUGCGACUGAGACCGUGAUCUGGCAGACGGUUCCUAAUGCCUGAUUCUAAGCACUAGCUAUUUGGAUACAGCCCCCAACAUUUGUUAAUAGAAACCAUUACUGUAUACAUAUUUCAUAGCUACGCAGCACCAGUACAUUCAUGUUGAGAGAUUUCAUGAAUACAGCUGGUAUUCAACUGCUUAUCGUCUCUAAUUUUUCGGGCUUGUGAGUCAUCAGCAUGUAUGAAUUUCGUUUACAAUUAUAUCAUGAUGCAGGGAUGGAUUUGUUGUGUGA